Entrophospora sp. SA101 is the source of this 1206-nucleotide messenger RNA. Lineage: Eukaryota; Fungi; Glomeromycota; Glomeromycetes; Entrophosporales; Entrophosporaceae. The record is from the annotation of a GenBank genome assembly.
AUGAUUUCACAAAUUUUUAUUAUAUCGCCUCAACGUGGAGAUAUGCUUAUAUCUCAUGAUUAUCGUUAUGAUAUACAACAAGAUGUGGCAGAUCUACUUCUUGAACGAAUACAUAGUUGGCAUAAAGAACAUGGAAUAUUAGAUCAAGGCUUGCCACCAGCAUUUAAUGUUGAUGGAGUUCAAAUUCUAUUUACCAAUGUUCAAGGACUAUAUUUUGCAUGCACAACAAAAUUUAAUGUUUCACCUUUCAUGGUUUAUGAAUUACUUGAUUGUAUAGUGGCAUUGAUUAAAGAAUUUUGUGGUGUUUUAAGUGAAGAAAGUAUACGAUUAAAUUCUAGUUUGGUUUAUGAGUUGUUGAAUGAAGUGAUUGAUUAUGGAUAUCCACAGACUACAAUAACUAAUCAAUUGAUCAAUUAUGUUUAUGAGGAUCAAGUGUCAGUUAAACGAGAAAAUAUUAUUACAAAUUCAUUGGCAAAAUUAAAAUCAUCAGGAACUAUUUUAGGAUCUUCUGGUAGUAAACCUAUAACUUAUGGUCGAUUAGAUAAUAAAAACACAAGACAAAAUGAAGUUUUUGUUGAUAUUAUUGAAAGAUUAGUAGCAACAUUCUCAUCAAAUGUAUGUGAUGAAGAUGAACAUUAUGGGAUUACUCUUGAUGAUUAUAAAUUUCAUGACUCUGUUGAUUUUACAGAGGGAGAAUUUAUUGCUAUGAGUUAUCGAGUUUCUGGUGAUUUUGGAUUACCAUUUCGAGUGUUCCCAAGUAUUUCUGAUAUUUCUGAUGACUCAAAUAGAAUCGAUGUUACUAUACGUGUUCGAGCUGAUAUCCCUGAUAAUUUUAUUGUCAAUAAAUGUUUAGUUAUUAUACCUGUUCCAAGAGCAACUUUAAGUGUUUCUAAUGAAAAUUUGGAUGGAUCAAUUGAUCAAUCGGCUCAAUAUGAUAAUCAAUUAAGAAAAGUUACUUGGACUAUUGUUAAAUUUAAAGGUGGCACUGAACAAUCAAUCAAGAUUAAGAUUACUGGUAUUAAAUCAUUGUCACCUGUGUCAUUAUUGGAAAUGGGGCCAAUAAGUCUCGAAUUUGAUAUCCCAAAUUACACAUGCUCAAAUAUUCAGAUUCGUCGAUUAAAAGUGUAUGAGAACAAUAAUUUGUCACUUCCUCAACGUUGGGUCAGAUAUUCCACAAUUUCUGAAAGUUAUAUUUUUCGUAUCUAA